Messenger RNA from Anopheles aquasalis, 625 nucleotides. RefSeq names its product peptidyl-prolyl cis-trans isomerase-like 1 Cypl (gene Cypl). Gene Ontology annotation, cellular component: catalytic step 2 spliceosome. Gene Ontology annotation, molecular function: peptidyl-prolyl cis-trans isomerase activity. Gene Ontology annotation, biological process: protein peptidyl-prolyl isomerization; protein folding. Lineage: Eukaryota; Metazoa; Arthropoda; Insecta; Diptera; Culicidae. The record is from RefSeq and is a predicted model, not a curated record.
CGGCUGUCAUUCUAGAAAGUAAACAACGCGAUUUUCGUAAAUUGCUGGGCCGCGCGAAACGAUUUUCGGUGAAAAUGUUAGCAAUCCAGCCGGGAAAUUCCGGUGGCAUUCCGGACAAACUAUGGCAGCCCCACUUUGUGACCUUUGAAACCACCAUGGGAGAGCUGACGAUUGAACUGUACUGGAAACAUGCUCCCAAUACCUGUCGGAACUUUGCAGAACUGGCACGACGAGGCUACUAUAAUGGGACCCAGUUCCAUCGCAUCAUCCGGGACUUUAUGAUACAGGGAGGUGACCCAACGGGAACCGGCCGCGGUGGACAGUCCAUCUAUGGGGCAACGUUUGCGGAUGAGAUUCAUGCCGAUCUGAAACACACGGGAGCGGGCAUCGUUUCCAUGGCCAACUCGGGUCCCGACACUAACGGCUCACAGUUUUUCAUCACCCUCGGCCCUACACAGUGGCUGGAUGGAAAGCAUUCCAUCUUCGGGCGGAUACACUCGGGGAUGCAGAUAGUGAAGCGCAUAGGGCUGGUGGAAACGGACAAGAAUGAUCGUCCCGUGGAAGCGGUCAAGAUUGUAAAAGCCAAGGUAGAAAAGUACUGAUAGUAAUACAUUUUGAAAACGAA